GUUGGAGUUUCAGUCUGUUUUGGAGUUAGGCCUACUAGCACUUCCAGUUAAAAGAAGAGUGUUUUUUACCUUUCCCCUGGAUUACCUGUUCAGGUUGGUGAUGGGGAAUGCGGUGGGGGGAAUAGAGCAGGCAGAUGGCAGGGAGGCCAAGCACUCUGUGGGAUCAGGAACGGGCCUGAGUGACCACACCCCGACCCUGCAGAAGAAGCAGCCUGCUCCCCCCAAGCUGCCCAUGCCCCCAGAGGACGAGCUGGAGGAGCGCUUCAGUGUGGUUCUGAGCUAUAUGAACUUGCCUCCAGACAAGCUGAAACUGUUGAGUCAGUAUGACAAUGAGAAGAAGUGGGAGCUGAUCUGUGAUCAGGAGCGGUUCCAGGUGAAAAACCCUCCCUCUACCUAUCUGACCAAGAUCAAGAGCUUCUAUCAGGACCAAGGAGGAGUGACCCGCAGGUUCAAGAGGCGUGUCCAGGAGUCCACUCAGGUACUGAGAGAGCUGGAGAUCUCCCUCCGCACUAAUCAUAUUGGCUGGGCCCAGGAGUUUCUGAAUGAGGAGAACCAGGGUUUGGAUGUAUUGGUGGAUUACCUGUCCUACGCCCAGUGUGAUGCUUCGUUUGACUUGGAGGGUGCUGAGAAUGGGGGAACACUGUCAGAGAGAGGGAAGCCAGCGGAGAGGUCCAUGGAGGACCUGAAUAAGAGUGCAGGAAGCUCCCCUACACACGGCAUGACCAGAGCAGCCCGCGCCCUGACCGUACGAAUAACCUCUCUAGCCCAGAGUAGGAGAACUCAGAAGAUCUCUCGAUUGGCCAGUCAGCGGGACGACGUCCAUGUGUGCAUCAUGUGUCUGCGUGCCAUCAUGAACUACCAGUCGGGCUUCAACCAAGUUAUGACUCACCCACGCUGCGUCAACGAGAUCACUCUCAGUCUCAACAACAAGAGCCCCAGAACCAAAGCCCUGGUGUUGGAGCUGUUGGCUGCUGUGUGUCUUGUGAGGGGCGGUCAUGACAUCAUUCUCGCCGCCUUCGACAACCUCAAGGAGGUGAGCGGAGAGAAGAACCGCUUUGAGAAACUGAUGGAGUACUUUAGCAAUGAUGACAGCAACAUUGACUUCAUGGUGGCCUGCAUGCAGUUCAUUAACAUUGUGGUACAUUCGGUGGAGAAUAUGAACUUCCGUGUGCACCUGCAAUAUGAGUUCACUCACCACGGACUGGACCAGUACUUAGAGUCUCUGAAGCUGACAGAGAGUGAGAAGCUGCAGGUUCAGAUUCAGGCCUACCUGGACAACGUGUUUGAUGUGGGGGCUCUGCUGGAGGACGCAGAGAACAGGGGCGGGGUGCUGGAGCAUGUGGACGAACUGCAGGAGCAUAACUCACAGCUGAGUGCCAGGCUAGAGGAGAUUGAGAGCCAGUCUGCAGAGAGGAUGGCUGAACUGGAGAAACAGCUCCUCCAAGCCACCAAGGAGGCAGAGCUGCUCAAGGAGAGCCUGCGGGACUCCUGUUCCCAGGUCAGUUCUCUGCAGCAGAGAGAGAGGGAGAGGGAGAUGAGCCAGGAGAGGGAGCGGGACAGAGAGCGUCUAAGCCAGCCCUCCUCUGAGCUGGAACUCAAGGUGCAGGAGCUGCAGGACCAAGGGCUGAUCCGCCUGGGACGCACUCCCUCUGGGGCCCUAGACCUCCAGGUGGUGCCUGUCACCAUCAUCGAGUACGCCCCCGCCCCAGCCUCUGAGCCCAUGCUCAGCUCCACUGGUCCCACUGCCCCUGGCCUAGACGUCCCUGAUGCCACUCCCUCCUCAGCCAUCUCUUCUGUCCCCCCUCCUCCUCCCCCACCACCUCCUGGGCCUGGUGGACCUGCUCCCCCACCCCCUCCACCUCCUCCUCCUCCCCCACCUGGCUCCGGUGGCCCACCUCCCCCUCCUCCUCCCCCUCCUCCCGGGGGAGGUCCGCCCCCACCUCCUCCUCCACCCGGCGCUGGACCUCCGCCCCCACCAGGAGGCCCACCUUCUGGAGACAGCCAAGCCGGAGGUAAAGGCAGGAAACCCAUCCAGACUAAGUUCCGGAUGCCUUUGCUCAACUGGCAGGCACUGAAGCCCAACCAGGUGACUGGCACAGUCUUCCACGAGCUGGACGACGAGCAGAUCUUAGGGGAGCUGAACAUGGAUGCGUUUGAAGAGCAGUUUAAGACCAAGGCCCAGGGUCCUCCAGCAGCUCUGUCCACUCUUAAGGUCAAGGUGGCCCAGAAGGCCCCCAGCAAGGUCAACCUGAUCGAGGGCAACAAGGCCAAGAACCUGGCCAUCACGCUACGCAAGGGAGGCAGGAGCCCCACAGACAUCUGCACAGCUAUAGAGACGUAUGACCAGCAGGCGUUGGGGCUGGACUUCCUGGAGCUGCUGGAGAGGUUUGUCCCGUCAGACUACGAGCUGAAGCUCCUCCAGAACUAUGAGAAGGAGGGCCGUCCGCUGGAUGAUCUGGCAGAGGAGGACCGCUUCAUGAUGCGCUUUGGGAAGAUCCCCCGUCUGGCCCAGCGAAUCAGCACCCUCACCUUCAUGGGCAACUUCCCCGAGAGCGUCAAACGUCUGCAGCCGCAACUGAACUCCAUAAUCACAGCAUCCAUGUCCAUUAAGUCCUCGGCCAAGCUGAAGAAGAUGUUAGAGAUCAUCCUAGCCUUUGGGAACUACAUGAACAGCAGUAAGAGGGGUGCAGCCUAUGGGUUCCGCCUGCAGAGUCUGGACCUGCUGCUGGACACCAAGUCUACAGACCGCUCCCAGACCCUGCUACACUUCAUCUCCAGCAUUGUCCAGGAGAAAUACCCUGAACUCAACAACUUCCACACUGAGCUGCACUUUGUGGACAAGGCUGGCCUAGUGUCUCUGGACAGUAUUCUUCAGGAUAUCCGCUCCCUGGAGAGGGGAAUGGAAGUGACCAAGAAGGAGUUCCUGGUGCAGGAAGACAACACAGUGCUGAAGGACUUUGUCAAGACAAACAGUGAAUUACUGGACUCGUUACUCAAAGACAGCAAAACCGCUCAGGAGGCGUAUGGCUUGGUGGUGGAGUAUUUUGGAGAAAACCCCAAGACCACACAACCCUCCAUGUUUUUCCCUCUGUUUGUCCGCUUCAUGAAGGCCUAUAAGCAAGCAGAGAAGGAUAAUGAACAGAAGAAGAGACUGGAGGCCCAGAGCAGUGAGAACCAAGCAGAGUCUCCCUCCCCCAGAAAGAAAGAGGCUGCAGGACACAAGUCUCCCAUGAUGCCCAAGAUGGACCUGAUAGCGGAGCUGAAGAAGAGGCAGGUGAAGCCUCAGGUGAAGGAUGGGGCCCUGGAGGACAUCAUCACAGACCUGAGGAACUCACCGUUCAGAGCAACAGAUGGACGGAGACCAGCACAGCGUCAAGACACCUGAACAACUCCAGCUCCAAGACCCACAACUCCACUGAGAUUACUGUACACACUCAAUGUCAAAGUGUAUGCAUACACAGAACACAAAUACAUACCUGUACUGUACAUACACAAUACACCUACAUUAGUACUGAAGAUUAUAUGGCCUUUAACCUAUCAAUACACAUUUAAACUACAGUAUGAAUUGACUCUGUAAAUAGAACAGAGUUUAAGUUAUACGUCAUGAGCAAAUGUGUAACAUAGAAAUACAUUGAUGCAUUUUUAUCCAUUUAGCUUUUUAAAAUAGCUUAGAAUGUUUGGUUCCGUUCAUCUUUUAAUGAGUACAUUUUUUUAAUUAAAAAAACAAGUUUCACA
Salmo salar (Atlantic salmon) is the source of this 3735-nucleotide messenger RNA. Its product is annotated as formin-like protein 1. NCBI's taxonomy places the organism in Eukaryota, Metazoa, Chordata, Actinopteri, Salmoniformes, Salmonidae. The record is from RefSeq and is a predicted model, not a curated record. Gene Ontology annotation, biological process: cortical actin cytoskeleton organization; regulation of cell shape; cell migration. Gene Ontology annotation, molecular function: small GTPase binding; actin filament binding. Gene Ontology annotation, cellular component: cytosol.